Diorhabda sublineata is the source of this 8783-nucleotide messenger RNA. RefSeq names its product OTU domain-containing protein 5-A (gene Duba). Gene Ontology annotation, molecular function: K63-linked deubiquitinase activity; cysteine-type deubiquitinase activity. The transcript is spliced from 9 exons. The record is from RefSeq and is a predicted model, not a curated record. The coding region runs from base 118 to 1761 and encodes 547 amino acids. Gene Ontology annotation, biological process: protein deubiquitination. NCBI's taxonomy places the organism in Eukaryota, Metazoa, Arthropoda, Insecta, Coleoptera, Chrysomelidae.
GACAACAGAUGUAUCAGAAAGACAGACAUGUUUAAUGUUGUUCAAUAGUUAUUGUGAAUAUUGUUAUAAAUUUAAUAGUUAACAAUAUAAAAAUUUGAAUACUAUUAAGAAAUAAUAAUGACUAUUCUACCUACUAUACGAAAAACAACCGGUGGCGCUGAAGAAAAUAAAGAUGCUAGUCAACAGAAUGCUUCUACUGAAAGAACAAAUAGAAGAAAUGAUAUCAAUAACAUUCAAAUACAAUCCCUUUCUGAAAACUCUACAAGUACAAGAAGAUCAUCUUAUAAAAAUGAUAGAAAGGAUCGUUUCCAUAAAAGAUAUAAAGAAUCAGAGAGACCGAGGGAUAGGGAGAGUGUAAGAGAACAAAAACGGGAAGUUAGAAGAGAACAAAAAAGAGAAAGGAUUGUGUUGGGCAAACGUGAUAUAAUCUCUGAACCUUUACAUGAGCCGAGCGCUAUUACCUCCCCUACGGAUAGUUCUUCUGCUGAGGUACCAUGCAAUAAUGAUAAAAUUGUGAUUAAGGAAGACUGCACUGGUUUUAAUAGUGAAGAUGAGUAUGAUGAAAGUUUUUUUAAAAAUAGGAAUCUCACAGAUGAGGAAUGGCAAAAGAGGGAUGCUCUUUUUGCACGUUAUAUGUCCACCCUUGGAUUUGAAAUAAAAAAUAUGCAUGAAGAUGGUGCUUGCCUCUUUCGCUCAAUUGCUGACCAAGUAUAUGGAGAUCAAGAAUUUCAUUUUCAAGUCAGGCAAGAUUGCAUGAAUUACAUUGUACAGAACCGUGACUAUUUUGAACCCUAUGUUACUGAAGAUUUUGAAAAAUAUGUAGCUCGAAAGCGUACUUGGCAUGUCCAUGGUAACCACUUAGAAAUUCAAGCUAUGAGUGAACUUUACAAUAGAGCAAUUGAAGUCUAUUGUUAUCAAGUUGAACCUAUAAACAUAUUUAAUGGAGCAAGAAUUACUUCUUAUGAACCAAUCAGACUCUCCUAUCAUAGAAUGUGCCACUACAACUCCAUCAGUAACCCCAACAGUCCGUCUGUUGGUGUAGGUCUAGGCCUUCCUAAUUACAAGCCUGUUGAUAUUGACAGAAGAAGAUUCAAUGAUGCUGUUAGAGCAAGUGAAGAAUUACUCAUUGAACAGACUAUGUUGGAAGAUAAAAUCAAAGCAACUGAUUGGGAGGCUACCAAUGAAGCUAUAGAAGAACAAGUUGCUAGAGAAUCAUAUAUUCAGUAUUUUAGGGAUACAGAGAGGCGAUUAAAAGUUGAAGGACAUGCUCAAGCUAGUGCCAGUAGCUCUACAAUAACUUCAGCCAUGAUUUCAAGUCCUAGAACUUCUAGACGUGGAUCAGUAUCACCUAAAGGUGGACAGUCUCCAAAGGGAUCUUGUUCCCCAAAAAAUAGCUUUUCCCCUUUAGCAAGUCCUAGAUCAAAUUCUGGCAAUAUGUCAAUGAUUCCCGACUUUGGUAUUGAAAAUGUGCCUGUACCAUUUGUUCCUACGAAAGAAGAAGAAGCCCUCGCUAAGAGAUUAUACAAUUCUCCAAGGCGAAUCACUGAGCAGACCGAUACUAACUUUCCUGGUGAACCAUUGCCUCCAGAUUUCUCUAAUCAAGCUGGUCCUUCUACCAUUGACAAUAACCUUGGAUAUGAUGACUUUGAUCAAGAGAUAAUGGCCCAAGUGCUGGCAGAAUCCCAGAAAACGUACCUAGAAGAACUGAAACAUAAAUCCAAGAAAAGAAACAGUUCACCGGGGCCAUCAACUUCAUCAUAGUGGACACGAGUAUGCAGUUGAACAUUAAGUUUUAAUCUAAUUCUUCUUCAACUUACAUAAUAUCACCUAUCAGGCUGAUCUGUGUAUUUUUACAAUUUUAUUCGCUUUUUAAUAAUAGUACCAAGUGAUAUUCAACAUUGAUAAGAGUUAUUGCAAUAAUAAUUGUGUUAGGGGUAAUUAUUGCCCACCACAAACUACUCGAAUUAUUUGGUUUGAAAUUCAUCAAAAAUCAUCAUCUGCAGCUUUAUUUAUAUGAUUUGUCAUCUCGUGGCCCUCUUUACAUAUUUAGAUAUUCAUCCUUCAAUUAUUCCUAUCAACAAGGCCUUCCUGAUCUCUUUCUAUUUUCAAAAAUUGAUAUGCAUCGAGCUUGACUAUGAAUUAUUUCAUUGGAACCGCUCAUAUUUCCAGAUUUUGUCUGAAACAAAAUAUUUCAAAUAUUAAUGAACAAACAUUUCAAAAUUUGAAAGUGAAUAUGAAAAUUUCGAAAAAAAUUCCCCAUUAUCUUUUUUAUUUAAAUUUACAAAUUCAUAUACUCAAUUUUUAAACCAUUCGAUUCGAUUUUCUGCGCAAAGUAGCGCCACUCGACUAUCAAAUUUUAUUUUAUUUAAAACUAAUUUGUACAUACCUUACUGUCAAGUAAAUUAAUCCACUGCCUACAAUAAAUAUUUUCACAAAUUCCGCCGAAUUAAACUGAUAACAGUUAUAAUUACUAAAUACACUUAAUACCUACUAUAACUAUAAACUAUGACAAAAAUCGACAAAAACGGAACGAAAAUCAUCGCACUAUUAAAAUAUUCUACCUUAAAUUGUUAAGGUAGGUAGUAGGAUGUUAUUUCAAAAUUAAAAUUGUGUUUUGUGUCAGUAUAACUCAUAGUUCUACUCGAUUUCCACUACCUCUAUCACCUUGGGUUGAGUCAUCUUCUGGGUCUCUUCAUGUUUCUCUAUAUUCACUUAUAUGUUAUACAUAUGUUAUAUGUAUAAGCUUCGACGAGAUGUAGAUAUAUAAACAGCGAAGCUAUUAUACAGGAUGGUAUCAAUGAAGAAACUAAAAAAAUGAAUAUAGUUUAAAAUAAAAACUAAAGAACACGCUGUUAAAGCUCAUCAAACUAAAAAGUUGAAAAUAAUUCCUAGAAUAACAAAAAAAUAUGAAUGAAAAAUAUUAGUAUUAUUGUGAAAAACUGUCGGGGGUUCCAUGUACGAGAAAUGUGGUACAAAGUACCCCACUUGUUUUUUACAAUAAUACUAGUAUUUUCCAUUCAUUGUUGUUUUAAGCUUAUUUUAAAAAUUAUUUAGUUUUCCGUGCUUUAAAAGUUUGUUCUUUAGUUUUUAGUUUAAACUAUAUAUAUUUUUCAAUUUUUAGUUUCUUAAUUGACACCAUCCUCGUAUGAUGGCUUCGCUGCUUAUAUACCUACAUAUAGUCUAAAUUGGUAUCGAGCCUACGGGGUAGUUGGUAAGGUUGUAGAAGUACUUAUUUUCCAACAUUUGCCACUUUCUCUCAGUCUAAAGGAGAAUUACAAGUGAACAAACAAACCCAUAUACAGGUGAAGCUAAUAAAAGCGUGUUAAAAAGACUGUAAUUGAAAUGAGAGGAGUUGGCAACAUUUUAUUCUUAUAUAUAAAUAAAAAACAACUUGGGGUGUCGUGGCUUAUCCUCAUACACAUCUAGAAUUAUCUGAUUUAAUAUAUGGCGGGCAUUUAUCAUAAAUUAAUAUGUUUUCCAAUAAUAAAAUAAUUCAGUAUUAAUAAUGCCAGUUAGAGCUUGAAAUAAUAUGAUCACAAGAUAUAUUUAGUAAUAAUUAUUAUUUAUCACAGUUUUUUCAACUUUUUCAUACCAGAAUAGAUUUGAACGAGAUUUGCACAGAUUAGUCUUUUUUCUAAGACCAUGUAUUUUAUAUAACAGUGAAAGUUGUGUACUUUUUAGACUUUUUCAUUGUUCGAGUGUUGCACUUAAUUUUACAUUAUCAAAUCUGUCAAAAUAUUUUCAAGGAAAAUUUUAUUUUCAAAUUUUAGAUAAUCAUUGCAUGGUGAAACAUUAACAUUCCAAGAAUCAAAAUACUCAUAACAAUUGCUGAUGUUGAUUUUAUACAUAUUAUUUCAAUUAAAUUUCAUUCGAUUAAUUAUAUGAGUAUUCCUGGAAAAUUUCGGCAGAUUUUAUUUAGGGGAUGUUUUUAAUAAUUUACUUACAAUACAUGUUCGCCGAGGCGACUCUAGGAACGCGAAUGCGCGAGACUCGAAUAUAUAUUGCCGCGAAUAUACCUCGAAUCGGUUCGUGCGUUGACUCGCACACACUAGAACUGUGUAGUGUACAUUCUCGAUUCUAAGGAUGUCUGAAAUCAAUAAAGUAUGGAUAUUUUUGAAUAUAUUGAUAUAUAGGUACAUGAAAAAUAAAUAUUUGGCCCAAUGUACUUCAUUCAUCUUGUAUGUGGAUAUGGAUAUCAUAUACACUACGACCCAUAGGAUCUAUAAUGUCCCCAUUUCUUGCUGCGAUACUGGGGAUUCAACAUCUAAUAGAAAUAUUAUCCAGGCUACUAGAUGCUCCAUGAUAUUUAUCAAAUCACACCCAUCUCAUGGACCUGAGAGUGCCCACAGGACACAAGACAAUCAUCAAACACCAUAAAACCAUGGAAACUCACCCAAAUCCACUACUAGACCUACAGGACAGGAAGUUAUAGAAGACGAUCAUCAAACACCAUAAAACCAGGAAAACUCAUCCAAAUCCACUAUUAGACAUACAGGACAAGAAGUUACAAAAGGGACAAUCAUCUAACAUCAAAAAAUCAUGGAAACUCACCCAAAUCCACUAUUAGGCCACAAGGACAAGAAGUUGUAAAAUAGACUAUCAUUGAACACCAUAAAAUCAUGGAAACUCACUCAACUAGAGGAAUUGUUAAGACCAAGAAUCACAAAAAGGCUGACUGAUAGACCUAGUAUGAGGUAUUGGAGGUUACAUUAUUUGGAUGUAAACCUCAUCAAGACAUCAGAGAAUGUAAAUAAAUAAUUCUGAUUGUUAAUAAAAGUUUGUUAUAAAAAAAACAGUUGAAAUAUUUUUUCCUAUGGUCAUUAAUAUUCAUUUAACAUACUAGAUAAAUACUAAUCAAUAAACAUAAUUUUUAAUAAAUCCAGAACAAAGAUAAAAAAUAUACAGAUACAGACAUGAGAAAACUAUUUGAUUUAUAUACUCUGUUGUUACUGUGAGAUUUGCAGCAGAUGUCACUCUCUGAAGAAACGGAGGUCGCAGGCGAUAUUAAAUACUUUAUGUCUGAAAGGAUUGGGGUGAAAUGGCGACAAUCAGAAUUUGGUUGGAUUAUCUUUUCUGGGUAUUAUAGGUAUUUUCUGAGUUUGGAAUUGUUGUGGUAGUAGUGGGUCUGAGUUCAGGGGAAACAACGGGCAGGUUGCGCAUGCUUGAAAAAUACCUUGUACAGGUUGAGAAUGCGUAGAACCGGAGUGGAACCUCGGCGGAUAGAGAAAUCGUUAUCAUUCUGUCUUUUUUAGUCGGAACAGCUUCCACUUAUAGAAACUGUCCAUAUAGAAGUAUUACAUAAAUGCUGACACUGAACUUAACUGACGUUGACAGACAAGUUGCCAAUUUAAAAACUAACUCGAGUACCAUUUUAAAAAGCAGCAAGUCGAGUCGACCAAAAAAAAAGAAAUUUGUUGUACAUUAUCUGUUCUUGGGUCGCUUCUACGAGCAAGUACUGUCAACAUUACAGAUAUAUAUAUAUAUAUAUAUAUAUAUAUAUAUAUAUAUAUAUAUAUAUAUAUAUAUAUAUAAACCUUCAUCAUACUAUUUAUGUGAAACUGAUCCGUUAUUAUUUAUUUAGUUAUUUUUAUGCCCAGUUACAAAAUAUGUAUGAUAAAAAUAUAUUUUUGACAGUCGAUGAAAAUUAUUAAGGGGAUAUUCGAUUGUCGUUAAAUACUGCUUGUGAGAUUGUAUUCGAUUUAUAAUCAUUUUAAAUAUAAUCAGUAUAAUUCAUUCAAAAUUAAGUAUAUAGUUGUUUCAACUAAUUACAUGACUAUUAAGUAAAUUUUUAAAGGAACACACUUUUGUCUAUGCGAUCUACGGGUUUGGAUCGUAGUGUCCAAUAUUUUUUCCGUAAAUUAAUUUUUUGGUUAUAGAUAAAAGUUUUUCCAUUAUUAUAUAUAGUUGUAAGCAUAAAAAUCGUGGUUAAAUUUCCCUACCAAAAAAUUUGUAGCUUUUGAAAUAAUUAUUUGUUUUUAUAUUUUUAUUGAACACACUGUUUACGCUACCACUACAUCAACCUGUCCGAUUUGCGUUUCGAUAACCAAUUCAUCUUCUCCAGACACCGAAAGUUAGUGGCAGUAAACGUUGUUCAGUAACGAUUCAUUCCUCUACUUAUACAGUGUGAUUCAUUAAAAUUUAUAGAUCCUGAAAUAUUAUGAUUCAGCACAAUACAGGAUACAGUUCUAAUUUUACUUUGUAAAAGUGUACUUAAAAUAUGCGAAUUUAGUUAGGUACGUGCUACCAUUGUCGAAAAUAAUUACAAUUAAUUUCAUUUGCCAAAAAUUUUUUUUCAUUAUUUAUAAGGGUAAUUUUUAUGUUAGAAACUAAAAUAUAAUAAGUAAAGGAGGACAUAAUAUGUGUACAAAUUAUUAUUUUGAUCCUAAUUAUUGAUUUAGGUGUAUCUAACCUAACUUUUUGAUUUAACACUUACCAUUACCAGUGGUAAUGACGUCAUAAAUCCUUACAUAUAUCCAGAGUACGUUUCACUUAACGUCCGCAUAGUAGAGGAACGAGAAUAAAAUUUAGUGAAUUUUCAAGAAUUUCUAAUAAAACUGACUGCAUAUAUCAGUUUCAGAAUUGUUAGAAAUAGUUUCUUUUGUUUAUAAAGGGUGUUUCAAUGGUUCCGGAAGUUACGUAGAACAUACUGGAGAAAAUUGUGUCAUAGAUAAUCUUCAUAUACCGAGAAACUAUUUCUCUAUGUGGAAAUUGUGAGUUUAUGAAAUUUUCUAACCAAGAAGAUUGAAAUUUUGUUUCAUAAAUGACAUUUUUUAUAUAGAUUUUAAUUUAAAUUUUACAUUAUUAUAUUUACAACAACUUUAACUGAUAAUCUACUCUAUAUGUAUAUAUUUUAAUAUUAGAUACAUAAACGUGUUUUAUACACGUGCAGUAUUUUUGAUAUGUCGUUGAUGUAUGACGUCAACGCAAUUGCUGACUUGUUAAGUCAAUAAUUGACGUCAUUACUACUUGCUAAAGUAGAGAGUUUUUCACAAUCCAAGAAAGUGCCUUUACAAACCUACAUAAGACGCAAAAGUCGUAAAUUUAUGACUAUUUAUUGGAGCCGCAUUAAUUUUUUGUUAAUAGUAUCUUGUGAUAUAUUGCUCCAACUUUCACAUCGAGCAUUCUACAUUUAUUCUCACGAGGAUGACCACAAUUACGGACGUUCCUAUCAAACUAUUCCCACAAAAGUUCAAUGAGAUUGAGGUCCGGGCUCUGAGGAGGCCAAAUCAUAUUUAUUAACACCCCUUGUGCCUCCUUCUCUUCCAAAUACACUCUGUAUAAUUUUGAGCUAUGCUUAAGAUCAUAGUUCUUUUCGAAGAUGAAUCCCUAUCCAAAUCAUCGCAAUCCCUGUUUCAUAAUACCGUCAAUUUUUAUCAAAUCGUUAGUUACAUUAUUAGAAAAGCAACCCUUAGGCCAUAAUUGAACCACCACUUUGGUUGAUUGUUAGGACUACACAGUUUGGUAUCAUAGACACUGCGUCGAACGUAAAUUAUUCGGUUUGAACUCAAACUUUGUUUCAUCGGUCCAUAGAACUUUUUUAAAAUCUUCUUCAGUCCAAUCUCGAUGGGCAAGUGCCCAAUACAUCGGUUUUUUUUCUCGAUUUGUGACGUUAGCAAAGGUUUUCGUACGACUACCAUACAACUUCGUAAGCACCAAAGUUGUAGUGGAACAAUUAAUCUCAUCAUCAGUUUCCCCCAAAUAGUCUCCAUGAAAAUGACUAUAACCGUGGCUCUUUUUCUUCUACAUACAUUCCAUUGCGACGAAUUAAGUCUUCGUGAAGGGAAUCAAUGCUAUCGAAUUAUUCACAAUUUUCCAAACUGUACUUUCAUGAAUGCUCGUUAAAGCUGAGUCUCUUUCAACGAAAAGUAUGUUUCUUGGCCUCACUCUACUAACUUUAAGUAAACAAUUUUAAUUAUCAUUUUUACCUCAAUGGGCUGAUACUAUUGAACUUUAUAAUACACAGUUUUAUGGCUCGAAAUGAACUGACACAGACAAAGGCGUUGGUAUAAAUUUAAAGAUAGAAUGUAUUCUAUUGCAUCUCAUAUAUUAACUGGAGGCUAAUCAUUUUCUUACAUCGUGAAAAAUUCUGUAGGAGUGUAUAUUUCAUUUUACUGUCAUUUAUCUACAGUUUUAUUCGAUUCUCUCAUGAGUUAUUUUGGGAAUUUACAAGAAUUCUCUCAUAUUAUGAAAUUUUUUACUUCAAUAUUGAUAAAAAUCUAUUUUGUGAAUAAUUAAAAGUAACUUUUAUUUACUUUUCAUAAAAAAUUUUCUAAUUUUGUAUGUUUUGGCAAACGUUUUGUUGUUUAUGAAAUUUUUAGUUUGAAGAAAAAAUCGAUUCAGCUUUAAAUGAAAAAAAAAUAUUUUUAAAAAUUAGUAAAAACAGAAAAUUGUCAAAACAUCGUAAGUAUUAUCAACAAUCAUAGUUAAUAUUUUCGCCAUAAUGUAUUAAUUUUAUGUACGUUAUUUUGUACGAUUUAGGAUUGUAUUGAUGUUGGUGAAAGUGUGUUCGGUAAUCAUUUACACUAACCAACAAAGUUGUGUGAUCCUUCUCUUAUUUUUAUUCCGGAAUCUAUUGUGUCAAUAUCAAAAAACUGAAUCCGAAUAGUUUAUUAUACACCAUUAUUACUUAAGCGAAAAUCUAACAAUAGGUUGUAUGAUUUAGUGGUAUAUUAAUGUGAUAAUUAUUUUAAUAUUUUGUUUAGUAUUUUAAUAUUGUGUUUCUAUUGAUUCAAGGUAUUUCAUAAUUUUGUUAUAUAUUGUAAAAAUAUAGUUAUUCAAGGACA